Messenger RNA from Lichtheimia ornata, 2694 nucleotides. RefSeq lists its product as uncharacterized. The transcript is spliced from 11 exons. The record is from RefSeq and is a predicted model, not a curated record. Bases 1 to 2694 code for a protein of 897 amino acids. Lineage: Eukaryota; Fungi; Mucoromycota; Mucoromycetes; Mucorales; Lichtheimiaceae.
AUGUCCUCGUCGACUGACAGCAAUGCGACCAAUGGACAACAAGUUCCAGGCUUAUCUGUCACCUCCUUGGUGUCAGCCAUGAAUUCUGGAUCCAGUGUUGAAAAGCUCAAGGCCAGGAUCAUUUCGACUGAUAAGCUAAUGCAGCUAUUGAACAAAAAGGUCAAAGAAUGUGAGACGCUUCAACAACAAGUCAACACCUUGAAAGAGGAUUUAGAGCGUGAAAAGAAGCUGCGAGAGGAGAAAGAAGACAAGUUCAAUGAGGAACGACUUGAGAUGCAGAUCGAUAAUGACAUGCUCAAAGCAGACUUGGAAGAGAAGGAUGAAGAGAUUGCACAACUACGAGCACGUGUUGCUACCGCCGCAGUAACAGCUCCACCAUCACCAUCAUCUAUUCCAGCACCAGCAUCAUCAUCAUCAUCAUCAUCAUUUGAACCUUCACGAUCAACACCAAUUGUACAAGAUAACUCACUAGUAUUCCAAGAGAUUGAAAACCUCAAGAAAGGAAUGCUUGCCCUCCAAACUCAGUUCUUUGAACAUAUCAAACAAUGCACCCACCCACCAGUUACACAAUCCAACCAUCAAUCCAUAUCCAAUUCUAUACCAUCAACUAUUCCACCAUCAACAGCACCUCCACCACAACCAGACAUGAUGAUCACUGAUGCCAUGGACAUGUCUCAAGACAAAGCAACCUCACCUGCUGCAGCCUCAAAAUCAAGAACCAGCAAACCAUCUUCUGGUCUGAAGCCAUCUUCGCUACGUUUGCGAGCAUCAACUAUUACUACUACGGCAAAGACGAGGGAGAAUCCACCUGUUUCUCAGCAGCAGCAGCAGCAGCAGCAGCAGCAGCAUGAAUCAAUUCAAUCAUCAGCUAUAACGAAUCCUCGAAAGGAUACGAAUGAUUCAGGCUUGAAGCCAUCUUCGCUACGUCCUCGAGCAUCGGUUGCUCCUAUAACGACAAGAAGAAAAGAUAAUCCACCUGCUUCUCAGCAACAACAUGAUCCGAGUCAAUCGCCAGUUACAACAAAUCCGCAAAAGGAAGCGAAUGAGGCGGGUGAACAACGUUUGAACGGCCUCAUUGUACCAAAACCCAAUAUGAAUCGACCGAACAAUGUACGCGAGCAUGUGGUUUAUGAACGAGAAAUCCGAAAGGGAGCAAAGAUCUUGAGUAAAAAGGGGCUGGCAGCGACGUCUUCUUCCUCUUCUUCGUCGACCAAAAAGAAUGUGCAAUUGGCCUCUCCCUCAAAGCGGAAAACGCCUGAGAGUGAUCUUGAACCAGAUCCAGUACGCAGACCCCUACGCGUCAUUGAACCAGAACAAAGACAUCCUUCUUCACAACCCAAUUCAACUACAACCCCUUCAUCAUCAUCAGCAUCCACAUCUUCAACUCCACCACCACCACCACCACCAUCAUCAUCAGCCGUUGCAAAGCCUUCCACUGCAUCAGUGAAACCAUCACCAAAGAUUGCUCAAAAUUCAGAUAUCAUUGAUAAGAUUGUGACGGAGGAGCCUGAAUGGGUGAUGAUCCAACUUGGAGACAUACAAAAGAAUCACUAUCCUGUUCACACCAAGGCUGGCAUGAAAACCUUCUUUGUUGAAAUGGAGACGUUUUACGAGAAAUUGCAGUCUUUCAGCGCUGUCAACUUGAAGAAUGCCAAAGUGGUCCCUUAUGGUCCAUCCGGCGGUGUCACCAUGACAUGUCCCACAGUGAUCCAUCACAAGGAACAAAAGAUGGCCUGGUUUAUCUUUGUAUUUGGCAAAAAGAAUGCAUCUAUCAACUUUAUUCCAAAGUGUAUCAAAUGGGCAUCCAGCCUAGCAGCACAAGCCGUCAAGGCCAAGAAACUAAGUCAAGCAUGUCGAUACGCUCGUCUCAUCACUCUUCUUUGCAAGAAUACCGAUCGCAUGGAACCCGUUCAAGUGUUUUGCUAUAAUCUACUUCGAUCGAUCCCUUGGCAGGAGCCGACGACUCAAUGCUAUCCCUGGAUCAUUCUUAAUGUGGCCGUUAUCUGGAGGGAAGCGUUAGAAUUCUCAGCAGGUCAAUCUCAAGGUGGUGCUGAUCUUAUCAUGCGUUCUAUGCAAACUGCAACCAUGGAGCUAUGCAAGCGGAAUCCAAAAUGGCUUAUCGAGGUGUACAAUCCGCUUGUCAAUGUGUGUGAUUGGCCAUUCCCUGCUGAUAGUCUUUCGGGUAUGGGCCGUCUCAAUGAACUUGUGGCUCUUAUUUCACAACCAGAAAUCCGGCAGCUGGCAACUGUCAAUCAAAGAAUGUAUGACACCCUUCUUUUCAACGUUCAAAAGGCAUUCGAGUUGUCCAUGUGCUCUCAACCAUUCAAGGUACAACGUCAAUUUGUUCAAGAUGUCUUAUGGCCCAAGGUGAUACAAGAAGAUGUGGUCGGUAAUGUGAUUAAUUUGAUCGCUUCAACGGCGGCCUUUGAGAUCGAUGAGAAGCCCACCAAGGGAAGAAGAAGAGGCAGUAUUACAUCAGGAGAAGUGAAAGAAAUGUUGAAAAUGCGAGAGGAAACCAUUGCACGAUUCAGAACAUUCCUCAUGGCCAAGAGCUUUACAGAUUAUGAUAUCAAGCUCCAAACAGCAGCAGCAAAGGGGUUGCUUCUAUUAUCCUGCAACGACAAGGGUGAUCGAGCUCGUGUUGUCGAUUGGUCGAACAAUGUUAAAGCCCAUUUCUUGAAGCAAGCAUCCUAA